Messenger RNA from Pungitius pungitius (ninespine stickleback), 2288 nucleotides. RefSeq names its product ras-related protein O-RAL-like. The transcript has 7 exons. Gene Ontology annotation, molecular function: GTP binding; GDP binding; GTPase activity. The record is from RefSeq and is a predicted model, not a curated record. Gene Ontology annotation, cellular component: plasma membrane. Bases 274 to 882 code for a protein of 202 amino acids. Lineage: Eukaryota; Metazoa; Chordata; Actinopteri; Perciformes; Gasterosteidae. Gene Ontology annotation, biological process: Ras protein signal transduction.
UUCGAGAAUACGCGAUCUGUGCUUGGAGUCCGCGUACAACCGUCCAAGGUGGGGCAGAGCGGCUCCCGGUCAACUUGUAAAAGUUUGACUUCGUGUCGGUGUAUGGCGGCUUCUCCAUCGAACGGCGGUAAAACACGUUAUUGGCACCCUCAUGGUCGUGUCCUUGCAGCCUUAGUGAAGUGAGCAGGAAAGGACACUAACAAGCCUGUUUCAGAGCGCUGUGAGAGUUCGUCGGGUGGAGCUGUGAGCCGCUGGGCCGCACGUAGCGGAGUCAUGGCCUCGGGUAAGAACAAGAACCAGACCUCUCUGGCCCUCCACAAGGUGAUCAUGGUGGGCAGCGGGGGGGUGGGGAAGUCCGCCCUCACACUGCAGUUCAUGUACGACGAGUUCGUGGAGGACUACGAGCCCACCAAGGCGGACAGCUACAGGAAGAAGGUGGUCCUGGACGGGGAGGACGUGCAGAUCGACAUCCUGGACACGGCGGGACAGGAGGACUACGCCGCCAUCAGGGACAACUACUUCCGCAGUGGGGAGGGCUUCCUGCUGCUCUUCUCCAUCACGGAGCGCGAGUCCUUCACCGCCAUCUCUGAGUUCAGGGAGCAGAUCCUGCGGGUGAAGGAGGAGGAGGCCAUCCCUCUGCUGCUGGUGGGGAACAAGUCAGACCUCGAGGAGCGCCGCCAGGUGACCGCCGAGGAGGGCGUGGCCAAGGCCGCCGACUGGGGGGGGGUGCAGUACGUGGAGACCUCGGCCAAGACCAGGGCCAACGUAGACAAGGUGUUCUUUGACCUCAUGCGAGAGGUCAGGAAGAAGAAGAUGGUGGAGAGCAAAGACAAGAACGGGCCAAGUGGCAAGAAGAAGAAGAAGCGCUGCUGCAUCCUUUAGCUCCCAGCGCCAAAACCAGACACUCCAUCACCUGGGGGGGGGGGGGCACCUGAGCACGCACUCCUCACUUGCACCUUCUUUUUUUGUAUCUCUCUCCAAGUGUUAAAAGACACCUUUGAAAGAAUCUGGAUGUGUGUGAGGACACCUCAUCUACUUCCUGUUUGUGAAUAAAGUAUGUGGACCACUUCCUGGAGGGUCCACCACCACACCUGUUCAGGUAGUAUGCACACUACCUCUUCAGGGACACGGUAGACUACCUGAACUUGUACUUUUUCCUGUAGUACCUGCUCAAGUACUCUGUCCUCUGAUAAUCGUGUGUCCACCUGUUGUUCUGCUCCUCUUGGAAGGUGGUCCCUCGGACACCUGGAGAAGAGUCUUUGUGCCUUAUCUUUAUUUAGCCUCCACACAUUCCACGUGUUCCACUUCCUGCGUUCUUCUUCUUCUUCUCUUGUAAUGAUGGUAGUCCAAAGGGAAUCUAUUUAAAUCCUCUGUUUCCUUUUGAUAAUAAAAAGUGUUGAUUGUCAGAAUGCUUUUUUUUUCUCUCUACCGGCACACACACAAUAAUACGAGUACAACAACAGGGGGGUGCUUGGAUUAAAGAGUAGUUCUUAAUAAAUAUACACGUGGUUGUUGUGGAGGAUUCAUUGGUUUCAGUUGCAGUUAAUAUUUUCUAAAUAAUCUCUAACUCAUUGACUUACUAGUGAUGGAACACCUCACACACACAGUAACACACACACACACUCAGUAACACACACACACACUCAGUAACACACACACACACACAGUAACACACACACACACACUCCGUAACACACACACACACUCAGUAACACACCCACCCACAGGACACAGGUUCUUCAGUUUGUGGGGAUGUAUCAUACAGUCUGAACAGAACAUGUGUCCCUUUAUAUGAUGACGUUCAUGAUACUAAACGUAAACGUCACAAAGUAAAAGUGCAGCAGAGUUUAUAACGUUGUGGGAUUCUGUUGUGAUUCAUUCUUUGGCCACUAGAGGUCAGAGGACUCAUUCAAACAUUUCUAAACACCCCACUUGGUGAAAAACGUUCCGUUUUUGUUUCCGUUUUGUCUUUAUUUUGUUUCUUUACUGUUUUUUUUACUUUAUUUGUUAGUUGCAGCAGAACAGAUGAAUAUAAUAUAUGUACAGUAGAAUACCACUGUAUAGUACUGCAGAUCAUCUGCUAAUAAAGUCUGUUUAUUCUUCUCUACAAUCUGCACCAUUUGAUCAAACUACUGUUGAUUCGACUACCAAAGAUAUAUAUAGAUUUUUUUUUUCUCACCAUUUCAACUGGUAGAAAUGUAAAGGAACCCCCUUUCAAAAUAAGAUCAACUGAGAAUCAUGAGAUUGAACGCUUGAUUUUUGUCCUGAUGAAAAAUAAAAUAUGCUGU